Messenger RNA from Plasmodium inui San Antonio 1, 2733 nucleotides. RefSeq lists its product as hypothetical. The transcript is spliced from 2 exons. The record is from RefSeq and is a predicted model, not a curated record. Lineage: Eukaryota; Apicomplexa; Aconoidasida; Haemosporida; Plasmodiidae. Bases 1 to 2733 code for a protein of 910 amino acids.
AUGUUCUGUACCAUAAAGAAAAGAGCCUUUACGUUCAUCUUCCUCUCAUACGCCAGCUUCGUCUAUUCAGACAAAACGGAUAGCAUAGGGAAUGCGCUGGCGGGGGGGUUAAGCGGCGGAUUGAGUGGCGGCUUGCCUGGCGGGCUGACCGGCGGACUUACCAGCGGACUUCGCAGCCUCAGUAGCCACGUCGCCCCCGCUGCAGCGCCCGUGGGAACGGCACGGGGACCCAACAUGCACACAUGCCACGCAGCCGGAUGCAAGUCCUACAAAAACAUCACGCCUAGCGAUCCAGAAGGGUGUCUAUACGGAUUCAUCUGCAAAGAAUGCAAAAAAACCCACGCGAAGAAUUCAAACAUCUGCUUCUACUCCUCCCUCCAGGGGUACGAAAAUCUGUACGAAGCAUAUUUGGAGGAUUUUACAAACAACAAACCCUACGACAAUUUCACUGUCCCAGUGAUUAAUUCAAACAAAGGUGAGCAGAACGGGAAGGACGCGUCCAGUGAUAAGGAGACCACCUCUAGUGACGCAUCGGGGAGUGACAAGAAGAGCAGUCGCUCACAAGGAGAAGAGGAUGAUGAAGAAAAAGGGGAACCACAACAUCGGGACAAGGGUGACAAAGCAGGAGGAAGUCGCUACGAGGAAGAGUCAGAUGAAGAAGGAGAACAAGAAGAGGAACAGGAAGAGGAGGAGGAUGACGACGACACGGAUGCGAAAGGUAAACGUGGUGAAAAUAAAGGGGAUAACUCCUCUAAUGAGAAGAACAAAGGUGGAGACAAUUCUCAUGCAGAGGAUGAAACCAAGUCAUUUCUUCAAAAAGGGUCUAACCAGGUUUAUAGCAAAGUUGAGUUACAUCAACUGGUGAAAAAAGGAGGGAGGGAACAACCCAGUGAAUCCAAGCCGAGAAAAGGGAAGGAUGCUUUCCCCACUUCGUUGGAGACAGAUGUGCAGCUUGGAAUCAAUGAGGGGGGAUAUAACAGGAGAACGUUCGAACCUCCGAACAGAUCCACCUCUGCUGAAAGAUCCCACCCCAACGACUAUUCCUUCGCUGAGUCCAAAGAAGAAAAGGAAAAAAUCGUCUACAAACGGCUCAAAAUAAGCCUGAACAAAUAUGAGGAGUAUUUUAAAAACAAACUAAACAAAUGUGAUGUGGGGAAAGACGGAAUGGCGACUUUCUACGUGAAAGUGCUGCUUCAGAUUGUGCAGGAUAAAAACGAGAUCUAUGUUGACGUGAGUAGGGGGAGAGCCUCGUCGCAUAUGGGCCCAGUGUCCAAUGGACAGAAAGGGAAUGCAGGGAAGAAGACAAACGGGAGAGGCGAGUCGGGGGAGGAUGAAGAAGAUGAGGAGGAUGCGGACGAAAGUGACGAGGAUGAGUCCAUGCGCGCGUCCAACGCGAGGAAGGGAGGGGGAGGGGACAAUUACAGCUCAGACGCAGAAACGGGCAGCGACAGUGAGGGCGGGGGAUCCACGGGGUUCGCGGGGGUGAAUAAGUACGCCUAUGUGGAAGUGCACGGGGGAGAAGCAGACAGGGGAGAAGCAAACAGAGGAGAAGCAAACAGGGGAGAAGCAAACCUGGCAAGCGCGGAAUCGCAGUCGUUCUACCAAGUGAAGGAGGACCUGGACGGAGACGCCAUGGGAAACUACUACAAAACCGGAAAUGGAUUUUUCAAAUCUAUUUUCAGAAGGGUUUUUCGAAGAAGAGGAGAUUCAGAUGAAGAUGGAGGAGGGGAAAAUGAGGACGGUGAUGAGGAAUCCCAGGGGAAGAAGAGAAGAUGGUGGAGAUCUCCAUGGAACAGACGAAGAGGGAAUAAUAAACAACUGCAGGGUGGUGACGAUGACGGUAAUGAGAGUGAGGAUAUUUCAAGCAGCAGUCAACGUACAAGUGGCAAAAAAAGGAGACUAUUCGGCCGGUCUAGUCGAGAUGACCAAGGGGACGAAAGCAGCGAUGACAACGAAGACUUCGACGAUGAAGAAUCCAGUGGGAGAAGCGGGGCAGGAAAAGGAAAAGGCCACGGCAACCAUAACGGAAAAGCAAAAAAGGGAGGCAGAUUCGCUGGAAUUAAAUCCAAAACGGGAAAUCUCUUUACCAAAGUGAAAAGAAAGAUAAUGCCAAUAAAACAGAAGAUACACAUGGAAGCAUUUUUUAACAGCAUCAUCGUGAAAUCAUGCAGGAAUCCUCUCAAAUGGAAUGGAAAAAUGUUUCAGAAGAAAUCUCUCGUCGAGAUGACUCUCAAGAUUCCUGUUAAAAUGAAAUACAUAAAAAAAGAACCUCUACACUUUUUCCGAUCUGGUUACGAAGUUAUUCUAACUUGUAGUAACUGUGAGGAGAUUCUCUUCAAUUCGUGUGUACAGGUCUACUGCACCAAGAGAGCUAGCAAGUCCGAACAGGCAGUGGGGCACCACAGCGGGCACGUGGCAGGAGGUGCAUUGGGCAACGCUGCUUCUGGCGCUGCUCCCGCUGCAGCACCAACACCAGGAGCACUUGCAGCAGGAGCACUCGCAGCGGGAGCACUCGCAACGGGAGCAUCCGCAUCCGGAUCAGUCGCAGCUGGAUCUCCAUACCUUUAUUCGGAGAACGCGUCCGACUUCGCACCACUGGCAAUGUUCGAUUAUAACGAUCAGUACUUCCCCGGCAGUGUAAACUCAGAGGAAGAUGAUAAAAGCAGUGAAGGACACAUGUACGUUAGCUACUCCGUCAUUCUCGUCACACUGAUGGCUGUCCUAUUUCUGUAG